AUGUCGGAACUGUGGGGCUCGCAAUCCAGCCGGAGCGAGCUGGCAGAGUUCACACGGCAGCUAUCGUUUAUGGACAACGCGACCUUUGCUCUCAAAGGACAAGUGCACUUGUUGAGGCAGAGUCUCAAGACGACCCCAGACGACGCGCUGCAGCAAAAGCUGAAGUUCCUCGAGGGUGUUGUUCAGGGCAGCUCACGACUGAAGACGGCCGUGGAGUUGAAACAGCUGGGCAUCAAGGAAGAGUACUCGGAUCUCAUUGCCUUUGAAGUUGUGGACGGAUCUUCCAGGUUGGAGGAACUCCAUGAGGUCUACAGCAAGAUGACUCAACUCUUGGCAGUGUCUGUGCACAACAUUCACAAGAUCCUCGGCACCCCAACCAACUGGGACUCAGAUUGCGGCGCUCGAGUCGUGGCUCCAGAGGCAGCCAAAGCCUCGUGCGUGGUGGCUGGCAGCGCAGCGGCUUUGGCUGGGGCACUGGCCCUGCUGGCGGAUGCUGCAAGUGCAGCUCGUGGACGGUGA
Symbiodinium natans is the source of this 519-nucleotide messenger RNA. Lineage: Eukaryota; Dinophyceae; Suessiales; Symbiodiniaceae. The record is from the annotation of a GenBank genome assembly.